This is a messenger RNA of Chinchilla lanigera (long-tailed chinchilla), 879 nucleotides long. RefSeq names its product chemokine (C-X-C motif) ligand 17 (gene Cxcl17). Gene Ontology annotation, biological process: positive regulation of monocyte chemotaxis; positive regulation of vascular endothelial growth factor production; negative regulation of inflammatory response. The record is from RefSeq and is a predicted model, not a curated record. The coding region runs from base 216 to 575 and encodes 119 amino acids. The transcript is spliced from 4 exons. NCBI's taxonomy places the organism in Eukaryota, Metazoa, Chordata, Mammalia, Rodentia, Chinchillidae.
UUUUGUUUGAUCAGUUCCACCUCCCAGAUUCCGGUAAAGCACCUGGUCCAGUCUGUUACCUAACAACACGGUCAGCGUCAUCUUACCUGUUCUCGCCCUCUAAGGAGAACACGGAGCCAGGGUUAAAGCACAGACCCCCAAGCCAACUACCACGUCCAAGUCAUCCCUCGAAAGCAGGAGCCUUCCAGCAACUCACGGCAGCACCGGCAACCGCCAUGAAGGUCACCAUCGCCUUCCUCCUCCUGCUGCUGCCACUAACGCUGAUGUCCACGGCCUCCAGCAGCCCAAAUUCAGGGGUCGCCAGAGGCCGCAGGGACCAGCGCCAGGCUCCUAGGAGCCGGCUCCGCGAAGGCGGCCAGGAAUGCGAGUGCAAAGAUUGGUUCCUGAGAGCCCUGAGGAGAAAACUCAUGGCAGUGUCCCGGCUGCCAAAGAAGCAAUGUCCCUGUGAUCGUGUCAAGGUCAACGUGAAGAAAAGCAGACACCAAAGGCACCACAGGAAGCCAAGCAAGCACUCCAGAGCCUGCCAGGAGUUUCUCAAACAGUGUCAACUAGCAAGCAUCGCCCUGCCUUUGUAAGGGCUCUGAACUACACCUUCUCAAUCAAAAAGGCAGCGAACACACCUAGAGCACACCCUUCCCGUCGCUCUCCCUCAGCCAAGCUGUGCUCCAAAGGCAUUUUUCCCCACAUCACACUGACCAUUGCUUCUUCUACUGUUUUCUUCUGCAUUUCCCCGUGUCUUCCCUCUUACCCAGUUUAAAGCUUAAUUACCCAAUUGCCUGAAAGAAAGUAGGAAACCCUAUGCUUCUAGCCGGUCUCACUUGACCUUAAAUACAACCCAGAAAGUAAUAAACGGAAGUUAAUAAAUGUUUUUAAAUGUAA